GUGCGGUCCCCGCCCGCCCCCAGCGCCCGGGAGGAGGAUGCAGACGCCGUGGCCGGCGAUGAGGAUGGAGGCCGGGGAGGCAGCGCCUCCGGCGGGGGCGGGCGGCCGCGCCGCAGGCGGCUGGGGCAAGUGGGUGCGGCUCAACGUGGGGGGCACGGUGUUCCUGACCACCCGGCAGACGCUGUGCCGCGAGCAGAAGUCCUUCCUCAGCCGCCUGUGCCAGGGGGAAGAGCUGCAGUCGGACCGGGAUGAGACCGGGGCCUACCUCAUUGACCGUGACCCCACCUACUUCGGGCCCAUCCUGAACUUCCUCCGGCAUGGCAAGCUGGUGCUGGACAAGGACAUGGCUGAGGAGGGGGUCCUGGAGGAAGCCGAGUUCUACAACAUCGGCCCGCUGAUCCGCAUCAUCAAAGACCGGAUGGAAGAGAAGGACUACACGGUCACCCAGGUCCCACCCAAGCACGUGUACCGCGUGCUGCAGUGCCAGGAGGAGGAGCUCACGCAAAUGGUCUCCACCAUGUCUGAUGGCUGGCGCUUCGAGCAGCUGGUGAACAUCGGCUCCUCCUACAACUACGGCAGUGAGGACCAGGCAGAGUUCCUGUGUGUGGUGUCCAAGGAGCUCCACAGCACCCCAAACGGGCUGAGCUCAGAGUCCAGCCGCAAAACCAAGGGUCCAACUAUCCUUGCAAAAGAGUCACCAGGAGGCUUGUUAGGAGAACAGAUGACACGUCCCCCGCCCUCCAGGAUUCCGAUGAAGACUGAGGUAGGGCCCAGGGUGAUUCCACAUCACCCAAAGUAUUCUGCGUGUGUUCUGCCCACCUGCUCUGGAGACGCUCCCUGCCCACCCAGCUGCUCCGGCUCGUCCUGGCAGGACCCAGGUGGGUGCUCCCCGUCCCUGGUUCCCCUUCUGCCUCAUUCACCCACAGACCUGGCAGCAGCGCCCAUGUUGGAAAAACCCCUCUUCAGUCUGGGGCCCCUCUGAAGCUCCCUCUCUCCCUUCGGCUCCCAGUUAGGCGUCUAGAAAGAGUUGUCCACACUUGACCGUCCACCCUCACCUCCAGCGGGUCCCCUGCCUCCCUCACAACUGCCCCCAGGGGUCUAAAAUCAUCCUCCAGUCCAUCCCAUGGCGCUGCUCAGUCCCGGCCCAUCCUCUCCAUGCUGGAAUCCUGCAGUGGCCUCCUAACCAGCCUCCCUGCCUGCCGCUCCCUGCACACUGGUGCCAAGGCUGGUUCCAAAAUGUGAAUCCUCUCAUGUCACUCCUAUGCUAUAGAGCCCACCGUGGCUCCCCAGAGCUUUCAGGAUCAAAUCCUUGGCUCAACCCCAGGCUCUGCUAUCCCACCUCAGUUCGCCCCUCUGAAUUCUUGAGUCAUCCUCUCGAGCUCUGUUCUAACACUCACUCGGCUUGCUGGGUCCUAGUGUGCCUCAUUCUUCCGGGACUGUGCCUUUGCACAUGCUCUUCCCUGCCUGGAAUAUCCUUCCCGGAUAUUCCCACCUGGACCACCUCUGAACCCCAGCUCAAGUCUCACAGCCUCCAGGCAGCUUGCCUUGACUUGCCCAGUCCACGCUCCCCUCUGGCCCCUUCCCACUGGAUCAUCCCCACUGCUCCUGGGGUCAGGAGCCAGGUCCUUCACCCCUGUGGCCCCAGCAUAGUGCUGGCACAUGGUUGGAGCCCGAGGCUUUAUUCAGUGGCUCAAAGAAUGCAAAGGCAGUGAGUGUCGCACUGGAGGGGGCCUUGGCAGACAGGGAGCUGGGAGACAGGAGUCUAUGCCACCUCCACUCCUAACCCCCAGUGCCACUAUGAGGAUGUCUUAACCGCCUCUCUGAGCCUCAGUUUCCUCCUAAGGUUCCAAAAGGAGACGAUUGCUCCUCACAUCCCUCUGACCUGAGGGUCCCCAAAUGAUUGCCUUCCUGGCAUUUCUUCUGGGACCUGGGCAGCUGCCCUGGAGGCCCCAGCCCUCAGUGGCCACGCCCACUGCCACUGAGCCCACCUUGGCCUUCUGGACACUUGUCAAACAGGCUGAGCAGGAAGCAGGGGCUGCUCCAGUCAAGGGCAUGAGGCUGGUGCCUGGGUCCCAUUCAAACUCCAGCAGCGGGGCUUGGAUCAGGCAGCUUUAUUCCGAAGGGCAGCUGAGCUCACCUCCCAGUGAGGGUCUGGGCUGUGAGGGCCCAGGUGGCAGGCAGGGGUGGGGCAAGGACCCUGGAGUCAGGACUUCCCCACCUUUUGGCUUACAGUGGCAGCGGGCCCACCUGGCAGUCUCCAGGGCUCUGAGGGCCCCCUCCUAUGGAAGCACCUUCCAUUCCCAGAUCCCAAGUUAGACCAGGGGCUUCGGAAGCUGGAAUCUGCUCUCUGGAGGCAAGGCUGCCCAAACAGCCUCUGUACAGAGUGGGGCGCACCUCAGACACUCCUGGGGAUGUAGAACCAGCAUUCUUGCUGCUGAGCCACUUCCUUGCAUUAGGCAGCAGUGGAGGAAGGGGACGGAGGAGAGAGAAUCGGGAGGCAGAAGGGCUGGGUGUGGGCCUGGGUCCUCAGGGGACGUCUUGACCCCCAGCUGCUGGCACUUCUCCAUCCUCCUGCCAUCACUGGAGCAGACAUCAGGGACAAGACAAGAUGCCACCUCCUGCCACCACAGGGCCCGCUCUCCCCCCCCCGCCAGAAUACUUGUCCCCCUGCUUGGCAGUUGCCCUGGGCUCUCUGAGUCCAGGAGGUGGGCCCCGCUUUGCAGGGGGGCAGUUCCUCAGGUCACCACUUGCUGGAUCCAGCUGAUCACACCUGUGAUGCGGGUGUAGACGCCGAAGUAGUUAGGCCGGCCACAGCCCAGGCCCCAGCUGACCAGCCCCGCCAGGAACCAGCGGCCACUGAGUGCCUUGCACACCAGCGGACCACCUGAGUCACCCUGAAAGGGGGAAAGGAGAAAGGACUGAAGCAGGGUAAGGGCACCCCCUUUUCCAGGUGAAGAGCCAUAGGGAUUAAGUCCUGAUUGUUGGGAAUUGACUGGGUGCCAGAGUCACGUUCAGUCUUAAAGCUCUGCUUUCCCCUCGCCUGCUAAAUGGAGAGAGCCCAAGCCAGCCCUCCCCGGCCUCCAGCCAGCCUGGGACCUCCUGGAACUGUGGCUGUGUCCCCACGCCCCCACUCUGCCUCCGCCUCCCUUCUGUGGCUGACACCCCUUUCUUCUUCCAUGCAUCCACCCCACUGUGGGACCCUGGGCCUAGUGCCUUGUGGUGGGCAAGGAGCAGAACUGGGUUUGAGCCUAACACCUGCCCGUCACAGCAUCUCUUCUGAUCUGUGGCUCUGCAACCUUGGGCAAGCUCCUCAACCUUUCUAAGCCCCAGUCUCCUCUUCUGUAAAGUAGGGGUGGCCAUCACCACCUUGCUGGGAGGAUGGGAGGCUUCAGCAGGCUGAUGUGAGCAAAGGGCCAGACCCUGGUGAUGUGGGCAGCAUCCUUUCUCCCUCCUCUCUCCCUCCCACGCCCGGGGGACUCACCUGACAGGCAUCCUUCUUGCCCUUGCGGUAGCCGGCACACAGCAUGCGUGGCGUCACCUGGUAGCGAUAGGCCUCGCUGCACAGGUCCUGUGGGAUCAACUGCACAUCCACUUUCUGCAGAGCGUUGCUGAUGGGGCCUGUCCGUGGUCAAGGGCAGAAGUGAGAUCUCAGGAGCCUGGAGCCCCUGUUCUCUAUUCUCCCUAACAUUAUUCCCUUUGCAUCUCAGGAGCCUACUUCUCUCCUGCUCUGCCCACCCUUACCCCUGCUGGGGUCGCACCUGCCCCUCUGCCUCCCUGUCACUUUAUUCUAGCUCUUUCUCUGUGGGGUUCAUGGUGACAGAGCCCCCAACCAAAGCCCAUGUGGAGGGCCGGGCACGGUGGCUCAUGCCUGUAAUCCCAGCACUUUGGGAGGCUGAGGCGUACGGAUCACCUGAGGUCAAGAGUUUGAGACCAGCUUGACCAACAUGGAGAAACCCUGUCUGUACUAAAAAUACAAAAUUAGCUGGGUGUGGUGGCACAUGCCUGUAAUCCCAGUUACUCAGGAGGCUGAGGCAGGAGAACCGCUUGAACCCGAGAGGAGGGGGAUCCGAGCCGAGAUCGCGCCAUUGCACUCCAGCCUGGGCAACAAGAGCGAAACUCCGUCUCAAAAAAACAAAAAAAAAAGAAAAAAGCCCGUGUG
Molecule: messenger RNA, 4159 nt
Organism: Pan troglodytes (chimpanzee)
Lineage: Eukaryota; Metazoa; Chordata; Mammalia; Primates; Hominidae
Gene: KCTD17
Product: potassium channel tetramerization domain containing 17
Exons: 6
Coding region: 38-982 (314 amino acids)
Biological process (GO): positive regulation of cilium assembly; protein homooligomerization; proteasome-mediated ubiquitin-dependent protein catabolic process
Cellular component (GO): cytoplasm; Cul3-RING ubiquitin ligase complex
Molecular function (GO): cullin family protein binding
Source: RefSeq, a predicted model, not a curated record